This is a messenger RNA of Capsicum annuum, 658 nucleotides long. Its product is annotated as ABC transporter G family member 11-like. NCBI's taxonomy places the organism in Eukaryota, Viridiplantae, Streptophyta, Magnoliopsida, Solanales, Solanaceae. The transcript is spliced from 2 exons. The coding region runs from base 64 to 444 and encodes 126 amino acids. The record is from RefSeq and is a predicted model, not a curated record. Gene Ontology annotation, molecular function: ATP hydrolysis activity; ATP binding.
AAGACUCAAAUCAAUACAAGAAACGUAGACGACAAACUAAACAACCAAAGGGAGAACUAAAUUAUGUAUCAGAUGAGGAGCUCAUCAUUUUCCUCUGUAAUUGCGCCAUUGGAUGACGAUGUCAUGAUGGAAAUUGAAGAAGCAAACAAACCACAAGGCCGCGAUGGUAUAGUAUAUGCUCAUCUGGCUUGGAAGGAUGUUAAUGUAAUGGUCACUCUGAAUUAUGGAGAUACAAGAAAUGUAUUACAAGGACUUACUGGUUAUGCAGAGCCUGGAACUUUUACUGCCUUAAUGGCCCCUUCUGGCUCUGGUAAAUCUACGCUUCUUGACACCCUCUCUGGACGUCUUGCUUCUAAUGCUAUUCUCUCUGGGAAAGUUCUCCUCAACGGUCGCAAAGCUAAGCUCUCAUUUGGAACCGCAGUCAAUGAAUCGAACCACACCUGAUUGUUCUAAUCCGAACAAAAACUGAUAUAUACACUACAGGCAUCUGUAACACAAGAUGAUACGUUGAUUGGAACACUAACGGUUUGGGAGAUGAUUUACUAUUUGGCUCAAUUGCGUCUCCCUGAUAGGAUGCCAUUAUCAGAGAAACGAACUCUGGUUGAGAGCACAAUUAUUGAAAUGGGCUUACAAGAUUGUGCUGAUACGUUUAUUGGGA